ACUGUGACACCAGGUGGGUGCAAUCCAUCAUCAGAUAUAACAUAAAACCAGGAGCAGUCUGGCCCUUGUAGUGUAAGAUUUGAAUAACCCUGCUGUAAUUGCCUCCCUAGGCAGACGGGUUGCCUUCCACAUUAACAAUGUUCCCGUGCUGUUGUUGUAGUAGAGACAAAAGUGUUAUUUACAAAGCAGAGGUGUUCACUGGAGAAAUGCUGCACGCCGGCACCACGAACAGUAUCUAUAUACAUCUCCGUGGCACAAUGGAUUCAAGCCAUCGCAUCUGCCUCCCCAAAAGUAGAUUCAUUGGGGGCCACCGCCGAGGGGCUGUGAUUGAGCUUGAUGUGUUCUGUCCUUCCUCCCUGGGCCAUCUGGAGUUUGUGGUGCUGGAAUCAGAGCCGUACCUCCCAUUCUGCUUCCUCAACGAUGACUGGUUCUGCUCUAAAGUAGUGGUGACCACACCAGAGGGAGACACAGUCAACUUCCCCUGUUACCACUGGAUCUCAGGCCAUGAGCGGCUGAUGUUCAGAGAGGCCACUGGUAAACUGAUAUUCAAUGAGACCUGGCCAGAGGCCAUAGAAGAGAGAAAGAAGGAGCUGCAGAGUCGCCAAAAGAUGUACCGCUGGAGUAUAUAUGCCGAGGGUCUACCCCAAAUAAUGGAAUGUGACAGUGCUUCUGAUCUCCCUGCUGAGGUCCGCUUCUCUUUCACCAAGGAGUUGGAGUUCAAGUUCACAGCAGUCGAAGCAUUGUUGUCACUCAAACUAGAAACCCAUUCCACCAACAAGAAACAAUGGAAGAGCCUAGAUGAACUCAGUCACGUUUUCAAUGGACACAAGACUGACGUCUAUGAAUAUGUCGAAAAUAACUGGAAGGAGGAUGAGUUUUUUGGGUACCAGCUUCUGAACGGCAUCAACCCCAUGAUGAUCCAUCGCUGCUCCAAGCUUCCAGAGAACUUCCCCGUCACAGAAGACAUGGUGAAGGCUUCCCUUUUCGGAAAAAACCUUGAAGCAGAAAUUCAGAAAGGCAACAUCUUCCUGGUUGACUACAAGCGUCUACAUGGAGUGACAGCAAACGUGAUCCACGGGAAACAGCACUUCUUGGCUGCUCCUCUCUGCUUGCUCUAUGUGACCCCAGAAGAGAAGCUCAUUCCCAUCGCAAUCCAGCUGAAGCAGGAGCCUGGAGAAGACAACCCCAUCUUCCUUCCUACUGACUCUGAGUAUGACUGGCUCCUGGCCAAGAUCUUUGUGAGGAGCGCUGACUUCGCUGAACACGAGCUGAACUUUCACCUGCUGAGGACUCACCUGCUGGCUGAGGUGUUCGCCAUGUCGACACUGCGUAACCUACCAAUGGUGCAUCCCAUCUACAAGCUCCUGAUCUCUCACUUCCGCUACACUCUGCAGAUCAACACUCUAGCGAGACAGGCCCUCAUAUCAGAGAAUGGGCUGUUCACAGAGAAUGCCAGUAUAGGAGGUCCAGGGAUGGUGGAGUUCCUGAAGGAAGCUGUGGCCUCAUUGACCUACAGCUCCCUCUGUAUGCCGGAGGACAUCACAGCACGUGGUCUGGAGUCAAUCCCCAACUUCCUCUACAGGGAAGAUGGACUCAGGUUGUGGGACAUCGUUCACAGGUUUGUUCACAAUGUGAUUGGUCACUACUACACCUGUGACUCAGACGUCCAGAAGGACUCUGAACUGCAGAACUGGAUCAAGGAGAUCUUCUUCCAUGGGUUCCUGGCAGAAACCAGCACAGGAAUCCCUCAGUCUUUCAGUUUGAUGACAGAGCUGGUCAAGUUUCUCACCAUGGUGAUCUUCACAGUGUCUGUCCAACAUGCUGCAGUCAACAAUGGACAGUUUGAUUUUGGGGGCUGGAUGCCCAACUUCCCCAUCGCUCUGCAACAACCACCUCCCACCACUAAGGGGCAGUGUACUGAGAGCACCAUGCUGAAGACCUUCCCUGACAUCAAUACCACCGUUAAUGGCAUGGCAGCGCUGUACCUUCUGAGCAGGCAGUCCACUGACUUUGUUGCUCUUGGAAAUGGCUAUCAGGAUCACUUCAGCGAGAAGACCCCUCUGGAACUGAUUCACGAAACUCAAAAUGUGCUGAAGAAAUACAACUUUGAAAUCCAAGGCAGGAAUGUCUCUUUGCCCCUGUCAUAUACCUACCUGAAUCCCAACAAUGUGGAGAACAGUGUGGCCCUGUAAAAUGAGUCGGUCCUAUUUAUUAGGCACCAAAUGGAAGAAAUGCACAGACACAGAGAGAGACUACCUGGACUUGUCCAAUAAGAACCACUUGUUUUCAUUUUCCAUUGAAGCAUGUUUUACAACCUUUUUCUACGGUGUGCCCUAAUAAAUGCAACCUAGGUAAUUGA
Messenger RNA from Oncorhynchus gorbuscha (pink salmon), 2359 nucleotides. Its product is annotated as hydroperoxide isomerase ALOXE3-like. NCBI's taxonomy places the organism in Eukaryota, Metazoa, Chordata, Actinopteri, Salmoniformes, Salmonidae. The record is from RefSeq and is a predicted model, not a curated record. Gene Ontology annotation, biological process: lipid oxidation; linoleic acid metabolic process. The coding region runs from base 138 to 2192 and encodes 684 amino acids. The transcript has 15 exons. Gene Ontology annotation, molecular function: oxidoreductase activity, acting on single donors with incorporation of molecular oxygen, incorporation of two atoms of oxygen; iron ion binding; protein binding.